Messenger RNA from Pisolithus orientalis, 1174 nucleotides. Its product is annotated as iron-sulphar subunit protein of succinate dehydrogenase. Lineage: Eukaryota; Fungi; Basidiomycota; Agaricomycetes; Boletales; Pisolithaceae. Gene Ontology annotation, cellular component: mitochondrial membrane. Gene Ontology annotation, biological process: aerobic respiration; respiratory electron transport chain; tricarboxylic acid cycle. The transcript is spliced from 4 exons. Bases 67 to 1059 code for a protein of 330 amino acids. Gene Ontology annotation, molecular function: electron transfer activity; 2 iron, 2 sulfur cluster binding. The record is from RefSeq and is a predicted model, not a curated record.
UUGAGCUUGACACAGUAAACACCUGCUUGUGGCACAUCUCACUCCCUCACACACACGAUCGGUAUUAUGCAAGGCAUUCUAUCAACAAAGUACUCAAUGGCCACCGUUGCGUGGACGCACGCACUACGCUUGUCUUCACGGUCGUUCGCGUCGAGCGCUGCCAGGUGGCAGGCAGUGCCUGCGGAGAAACCGGUGUUGCAGAAAGAGUUCAAGAUUUACCGUUGGAACCCGGAUGAACCAGACAAGAAACCGAUGUUACAGUCUUACACCAUUGAUCUCAAUCAAACAGGGCCAAUGGUUUUGGAUGCACUCAUUAAAGUAAAAAACGAGAUCGACCCCACACUCACUUUCCGCCGUUCCUGCCGAGAAGGCAUUUGUGGAUCUUGUGCAAUGAACAUCAACGGGCAGAACACCCUCGCUUGCUUAUGCCGGAUCGACAGAGAUGCCAGCAAGGAUGUCAAGAUUUACCCGCUCCCUCAUAGUACGUUGCCCUUGCCACUGUUCUCUACGACCGUUCUAACGCCCAGUUUCCUACCUCCGCUCUGUCCUUCCGCUCAUUUGUUAAUUCCACCUUCCAAACAUUCAGUGUACAUCGUCAAAGAUCUCGUUCCUGACCUCACUCUCUUUUACAAACAAUACAAAUCCAUCAAACCAUACCUCCAAAACGACAAUCCUCCUGCUCAGGGAGAGUUUUUGCAAAGUCCCGAAGAACGCAAGAAACUUGACGGCCUUUACGAAUGUAUCUUGUGCGCUUGCUGCUCUACGUCUUGCCCGUCGUAUUGGUGGAACCAAGAUGAGUACCUUGGCCCUGCGACGCUGAUGCAAGCGUAUAGAUGGAUUGCGGAUUCAAGGGACUCGUAUGGCGUCGAGCGCAAAGAAGUCCUACAGAACGAAAUGAGCCUUUAUCGCUGCCAUACCAUCUUCAACUGUACGUCCUCUUUACUAAUUAUAUCCAUGGCAGUUCACACGAAUCGAUCAAUAGGUGCGCGUACUUGCCCAAAGGGCCUCAACCCCGCCGAGGCCAUUGCGAAGAUCAAGCUCGAGCUCGCAGCGGAGUAGCAACAAUUAUGAUGUCGCGUUUAUCGUGCCCUGUUCUGGUGUCUUACAUUCACACGGGUAUCACGUUUAGGUAAAGCUGUAUCAAUGUGGAUACGUUCUAGUACAUAGUGGAGAA